Molecule: messenger RNA, 1005 nt
Organism: Pararge aegeria (speckled wood butterfly)
Lineage: Eukaryota; Metazoa; Arthropoda; Insecta; Lepidoptera; Nymphalidae
Gene: P37k
Product: trypsin-like
Exons: 6
Coding region: 1-987 (328 amino acids)
Biological process (GO): proteolysis
Molecular function (GO): serine-type endopeptidase activity
Source: RefSeq, a predicted model, not a curated record
AUGCGCUGGUUUUUACUCAUCUGCGUCGUUGGCAUUACAAGCUGCCACACAACGGAUACUAAAGCUGAAGGCGGCCAGGAAAAGGGUAUUGUGGAGUGGAUCAACAGCUGGCUCAGUAGUACCACCAGUACUACCACCGAUAAGCCUGUCCAUGAACCGCUAGUAGAGUGUCCUGCGUGUCAGUGUGGGUUCACAAGAACUCGCAGGCGAAUUGUUGGCGGUUACGAGACCAAGAAGAAGGAAAUCCCAUGGAUUGUUGUUCUCCUGUACAACGGCAGAUUCUACUGCGGUGGAUCGCUGAUCAACGACCUUUACGUUCUCACUGCGGCGCAUUGCACUUCUGGAUUCCGCAAAGAGAAAAUGACAGUGCGUUUCUUGGAACAUGAUCGUUCUGUUCCAAAUGAUACAAAGACGAUCGACAGAAAGGUUUCCCAAAUCAUUCGACAUUUGCGCUACAAUCCUUCAAACUAUGACAACGACAUUGCUAUGCUGAAAUUGAGUGAAAGGGUAGAUCUCAGCACAGCUUUAAAGAGAGUACGAGUCGAGGAGACAGGUGUAGAAGAUGAAAAUGACGUAGGUCUGCGGCCCGUGUGUCUGCCUCUUGCUGGGCUUUCUUACAACAACGAAACUGCGUUAGUAGCAGGCUGGGGCACUACUGAGGAGGGAGGCAGUGUUUCCAACACUUUGCAAGAGGUUCAGGUACCCAUAAUCUCCAACAAUGAAUGCCGUUUAACCGCGUACAAGAAUCGCAUAACUGAAAACAUGCUGUGCGCAGGCGAAAAGACUGGAGGUCAUGACGCUUGCCAGGGUGACUCCGGUGGACCGCUACACGUUCGUAACGCUACUACUGAGAAACAUCAUAUUGUUGGUGUUGUUUCAUGGGGAGAAGGGUGCGCGAGACCAGACAGGCCAGGUGUAUACAGCAGAGUAAACCGAUACUUGACUUGGAUCAAGAGUAACACCAGAGACGCCUGCUACUGCAAAUAAACUUCAUUUCGUCACAGA